UGUAAAUAGAUCGGCGGCCAUCUUAAGUUUUGUUUCCUUUCUUCAUGGAAUCGCAUGAGAUUUGUUUGAAGUGCUAUUAUUUUGUGAAAUUAAGAAGCGUAAUAUUCAUCUAAAAUACUUUAGCUAAAUCAGUGUUAAAUAAAUAAAUAAGUACACACAAAUAUCAGUUACCGGUGGAUAUCAAAUUAAUAAUUGUCUCCAACCAAUGGAGGAAGAAACUCAAGAAACGAAACCCACUGGACUUGAAGAAAUUAAGUUUAAGCCUGUAAAGAAGAAAAACCUUCGGCGUCGCAUCAAAGAUGACGAGUCUGAUGACGAGGAAAACGUUUUAGCAAAGUUGGAAGAAGCAAAAGAGAUUCAGAAGCUUAGGGAAAGGCCUAAUGGCGUAAGCGUUAUUGCGUUAGCUACUGGACAAAAACCGACCAUUGAAGAUGAGGUGGCUUGUAAAGACCCAUUCAAGGUGAAAACCGGUGGUAUGGUGAACAUGCAAGCUUUAAAAAGCGGAAAAGUCAAGCAAGUCGACGAUGCGUAUGACACGGGCAUCGGUACACAGUUCUCGGCAGAGACCAACAAAAGAGACGAAGAUGAGGAAAUGAUGAAAUACAUAGAAGAACAACUGGCUAAAAGAAAAGAAGGGCACAAUCAAGACAAGAAGGAAUCGGAUCACAAUGACUCCCUCAAAUACCUGUCACCAGAGGAAGCUGCUCUACUGUCUCUUCCCGAACACUUACGAAUGUCUUCUACUCACCGGUCAGAAGAAAUGUUGUCAAAUCAAAUGCUCAGUGGUAUCCCCGAAGUAGACCUUGGCAUUGAUGCUAAAAUUAAAAACAUAGAAGCGACAGAGGAAGCUAAAAUGAAACUCAUAUGGGAGAGACACAAUAAAAAGGAUGCUCCGUCUCAAUUUGUUCCCACAAACAUGGCUGUUAAUUUUGUUCAACACAACAGAUUCAAUAUGGAUAGUGAUAGUAAGAAACGGAAGGUAGAAAAACCAAAAGAAGUUAAGACUGAAACUAGUGUAAUAGAUGAAAAUGUGGAUAAAAUUGUUAAGAAAGCUAAAGGAGAAAGAGCUACUGAUGAUUACCAUUAUGAAAAGUUUAAGAAACAAUUCAGAAGAUAUUAAAUUCUUCAAAUACAGAAAUGGGUUUUAAUGAAGUUGAAUACUUCUCUUUCUACUUAUCAAACAAUGAAUUGGUCUUAUUAUGGACCUUUAUCUAUCUUAAAUAUUGGUUUGUCAAGAUUUUUGAGAUAUCAUUCCCAUUGAUUUUCAGUUGGUUUUUUCUAUUGUUGUUAUCAAAGUUAUUCUAUUUGAGGUGUUUGUUACAUCAUGGAGUUUGAUAAAAUGUAUUUGGUAUGGUAGAUCAUACCAAAAAUUUCAAAUGUUGAUACCUUGUCAGUGGUCUGUUGUUUAAUAUUAGAAUAGAAGUGACUAGAUCUCCUUUCUUGAGGUGGGGUAGUUGUUUAGGAAAGAAAAUUGCUAAUACUGUAUUUAUUAUCUAAAAAAAAGUAUUUGUACUCAAACUACAAUAAUAUUUCAAAACUGUUAAAUACAAAUGUUUUUCAACACUAAAUUAUGUAAGAAUUUGUAGUUGUUUUCUCAUUCUGCAUCAAAAGCGGUUUGUCCUUCUUUGUCAGUGUCUUUCUUUUUUUAUUCUCUUAGUCAAUUCAAUACAUUUUGAGCAGUUGUCAGUCCCAGGGGUCGUGAAAUAAAUUAAAUUGUCUUUUAAUAAUAAUGUGAUGGAAGUAUGAUUGCUAUAAAGAAGAAGAGGAAGAGCGUUUCGUUUUGCUUAUUCUGUUCGUUCCGUUGGUAGGACGAUAUCAUCGUUCGUGUCCCUAUCAUCGACAUUUAUAAGUAGCCGUUCGCAUAAAAAUGAUUUCUUCAAGGCCUGUUCUUGUAGAGUUUCAGCGAGACGCACACAUUUUUUCCUAUUUUCUACAGUUACAUUUUCGAUAUUUAAAAAAAAGUAGCCUACAGUUGUAAAAACGAUUUCUGCUUCAACAUGGGGUUACUUUGUGAUGUUGGUGGUUUAUUUAUUUCAGAGAAGGGUACAAGUAUUAUAGAUAGGUACUUGAUUAUUUCAGGUCGUCAAAUAGGUUUACAAACCAUUUCUCAAAAUUUUCUGCACAUCUUUGUGAUGUUCAUUACAAAUUAUUAUUCAUCUUUGUCUUAAAAAUGUGCCAUAUUAUAAGCCUUUCGCCUUUACCUUCCGAUACCUUUGUCGAGGCGUAUGCUCUCAAUAUUUUAGCGACGGUAUAGGUAUAUCAUCCUCAAUGCAAUCCGUAACUUCCAUGAUAAAAUUCACAAAAAUAUUGUGACAUUUGCGCAGAAGAAGAAUCCCAGGAUAUAAUUUUUCUUCUUCAGAAUAAUCAAAAAGACGGUUACAUUGAAGAGGUUCAAUAUCAAUCCUAAAAUAGGUACAGGAAAAUGUCGUACGUAAUAUAGUCUAUAAUCUAUGUAAUUAAUUAUAAUUAGGUUUUACUUUUAUCUACAUCCAUGUUACUUUAUUUGUUUUUACCGAUGUUAAUUUGGCCAAUUUCAAGAAAAGCCAGUCCUCUUGGUCAUGUGUAUAAUUUAAGUUGGUUGGGUUUUAUGGCCAAGGGUACAGCGGUUAAAAUUUAUUUUCCACUAUACCAUCAAGGGAACAGCCAAGGGUACACAGGAAAAUAAAGGGGUAUUUGCCUUACUUUGCAUUGAAACACCUUUCAUCCAAAACUUAAAGCACAACAUUGUCCCAUUCAAAAAAGUAACUCAAGCAAGAGCUCUUCUUUCCGUGAUAAUUUACUCUCUGAUCUUUUUUCAUAAAUCACAUAUAUCUCAGGGCCGUAGCUAGGGUCGAAUUUGAGGUAGGGCAGCAUUAGUUACAGGUAGGGCGGAAGUAAAAAAAUUAUCAUAAUUGAUCUGCCGUCGAAACACGGGCUCCUAAAUCAAUCACCAUGUAUAUCACCAUCAUGUGAAUAGUUAUUCGUAGACAAAUAAUUACUGUGACAGUGCAUGAGCAUGGAUCUAAGAACUAUUAAAUCCUCAAUGAUGAAGAACAAGUGAAUAAGAUGGUUGAACUUCCAGAUUUGGAUGUAGAGAUCCACGUCUGAGUGAGAGUGAGGUAAUAAUUAAUUAUUGGGUGGGGUGAUACGAGUAAAUAGAAACGACCAAAAAUAUCAUUAAGAUCACAUUGUUUUUGCGUACUUAUUAUAAUAAUUAACUAACAUAAUAAUAAAAAACAUUUAAAACAGCUGAAUUCUACGAUUCGCCAUGUUAUUAAAAAUGCGAAGAACUUCGUUCAGAUCAACUGAUUUUGUUCUUUUUUUUUCAAAGGCCAGAAAUACCAUACCAGCCAUUCUCUCGUGACCCAUUGACAGCCUUUGAGGCCUAUUGAUUGCAGUUAAAGUUGAAAACGUAGAUUCACACACUGCAGUGCUACAUCCUAUGGUCGCCACAGACGCAAAAAGUUCAUAUGUAUCUUUGAACGCCUCUCGUUGCCUGUACAAAACUUGCAAUGUAUUUUCCAUUAUAUCCUCGUUACGACUCAAGUAAGCUUUAACCACACUAGCCUCUUCUCUUGAUGGAAUUUUCAGACCUGAAAAAUUAGUUAAAAUUGUAAAUUGAACAUGACAAUUUUUUUGAAUUUUUUUUUUUUUUUAAACUUACCCAAAUUUUUCAGUGGAACCAUUUUAUCUACAUCCAACUCAUCAAGACUUGCAAUCGAAUUAAUUAAAUCAUCGUUGUCCGAAAACCUUCUUUGUAAUUCAGCAAUUAAAAUGUCCAACGUUUCGAAAUACUCAGACUUAAAUGGCUCGUCGUUCUCAUCUAUAUUUUGUCUGGCGGAGGAACAGGGGGUGUACGUCAAAUAGUCAUCCAUCCGAUUUGGUUUUUUUACUUGCCUCUUCGAGGUCUGUGUCCUAUUUUCAGAUUCGCCGCAGUCAUUGCUUGUUAAAGACUUAGCUUCUUCCAGAAUUUGAUUAUACAUUUGAUUUGAUCUUAAUUUAAUAAUUUCAUCUUUGACACACUUUAUGAUUGUUAUGGCAUCUUUUAAUCCUGCGCUUCGGGCUUGCAAAGCUGCGUCUGCAGGUUGUAGCUUGGAUAAGAUUUUUUUGGCCACAACCAUGGCUAUUCGGAAUUCCAGAUCAAGCAUGACUUUUUUAAUACCUAUACUCUUGGCGACGUCAUCACCGUUGAAUCUGCCAUUUUUAAUUUCUUUCAAAGUCUGCAAAAUCGAUGAAUAAUUAUCGUAUACAACUUUUGUAACUGCUAAAUGUCCAGACCAGCGUUGUUCGAGGAGUCGGCCAAUCCUUUUUCCAUCAUAUAAGGCAGCUAUUUUGCCAUGAUGAAAGAAUUCAUGUAACAUGAUGCAUUGGUCAAAAAAUAAACGAAUAAAAGUCAUUUCUGAGAUAGUCCUGAUGACUAUUAAGUGCAAGCGAUGGUUAUAGCAGUGGACGUAAGGAAUUUUUCGGCCCAAUUUAUUUUCUAUUCUAGUCGCAACUCCUGAAACUUUCCCACUCAUUACACUUGCGCCAUCAUAGCAUUGGCUAAGCAUACAAGAGGGGUCAAUGUUAUUUUCCGUGAGAGUAUUUAACGUUAAUUCCGUGAAAGUGGCUGCAUCAAGAUUUUCAGUAGUCUUAACCAUCAGCAACGACUCAUUGACGACACCAUCCUUGACGUAGCGUAUUGCUAAUGCAAUAUUUUCGCGGUUAUUUUUAUCUCUCGUCCCAUCUUCCAUUAGAGUAAACCAUUUCACGUCAGAUUCAUUAAUAUCUUUGACAAUGGAACUUCGUACCGCUUGAACCAUUGCUUGAAUUAUUUGAUUUUGAAUUUCGGGUGAACGAUAUGUUGCGUUUUGUGGUAUAUGAGUGAGAACCUCGUUCAAAUUUGGAUCUUUCAUACAUGUGUAUUCAAAUAAAUUCUGAAAUAAUCCUUGUUCUUUUUCUUCUUCCAAAAUAUAAUUUCCACGCAAAGCUAAUUCGUUGACAAUUAGAAAUUGUAUUACUUCCAUGAUAGACUUUACAUAAUACCUAUAUUUUUCUAAUACUUUUUGAUUUAUUAACGUUUCAACACUGCUAGAUGUAGAUAUUCUUUGUAAUUUCUCCUGCCACAUCGACAUAGCUUGAAUAUGAGAAAUUGAUUUUUCAUGUUUUGGAAAACCAGUUUUAGAAUCAGUGGCAUUUUUCCAGUUUCUAAAUCCUGUGGAAGUGUACGAAGUCUGUUUGCUUCCAUGAGGUAAAAAUUGCUGGCAUGGAUAGCAAAAAGCAGCAUCUUUCUCGACAGAAUACUGCAACCAUUUAUAACGCUUGAACCAAUCGGAAACAAAGGCCCUGUUGUGUUGUUUUGGAUAUGUGUCUAAAACAACUUGUUCUAUUGGUUCUCCGAUUUGUGCAAUAUCAGACGGAAUACCAUAGCUAACGUUACCUGUUGCUACGGAACUAGGAGUAGCGAUUGUAUUUGGUGCUUCCACCUGUUUUGAACAGUUAGGUUUUUCGUGGUCAAUUUGCUCCUCAAGUCUUCGUUUUUUUCCAAAGAAAGCCCGUAUAUCCAUCGCGAAAUAAAUGAAUCUUCAAUUUAUAGCAAUACAAAUAACAAUUGUAUCGAUUUUUGUCUAAAGCACUCUUCACCGUACACUUCACUUAACCAAACUACAAACAAUCAUAAUCAAUCUUUAGGUCAGGUUUAAAAGGGGAUUCCCCGACUAGCCCUAUUCUAAUGAAGAAUGUUCACUGAUUUUGUUUUUUAGCUUUCUGUAUUCUCUGUUAAAAAUAAAAAAUACACGUGAAAGAAUUAUUUCGAUACGUCAAUUAGUUUCCAAGAUAUUGAAUUUUAAAAGUGCGGGCGGCGGCCGGCCCGCCAUUUUAUGCGCGUGACGUCAUAUUACAACGACUUGCUCAUAUUUGUAUGGGUGGAAUCUUGCAAACUGAAUUAAGACCCACUUCCAGGCAACCGAUUAAGCUGAAAUUUCGCAAACACAUGUGAUUUGGAUGACCAUGCAAUAUUAUGAUGACAUGGAGCUGAUCUGAUGAUGGAGCUGGAAGGUCUAUAAUAAAACGACUUAAAUGCAUCGAGUUUGGGCUCGUUCGUUUCGUAUUGAUGAGUAUUUUAAUUCUAUAUAGUAAUCGGGGUCUAAUGAUGGAGCUGGAAGGUAAUUCGCAAUAAAACGACACAAUCGCGUCAAGUUUGGGUUUGGUUCAAUUUUAAUUUCUGUGAUGGGUCUGGGUGUUAAUAUGUAUAAUAAGUUUGUAUUUACAAAAAAAAAAUAUUUAAGUAUGUUUAUAUCCGUUUUCUAGUGAGCGGACGCUGUGAAUGUACGUCACACGGGGUCACGUGACCGUCGGCGGGACUCAAUAUUUAAGCGAACUUUGAAUGCCUAUAAAAUCAUAACUACUGGGUAUUUUUGAAUGAAAUAAAAACUAAUGUAUUUGUAAAUGUAAAAGCUUAACUGUAACAUAGGUUUCAAGUGAUUUUGCAUACCUAGUAACAUUCUCAAUUCUUUGUAUAAACCCAUCGCUUCAUGAGAUGGCGCUUCGAAUGCCAUCUAUACACAGAACAAAGAAUGUAACACUUUUUUUUGCAUUCACUGAUAAAACACCUGAAAUUCAAUAAAAUAUAAACAAUAUCCAUUUGAGGUUGUUUUUGUUUUGACGUUUUGUUUUUAUUCAGCAAAAUGUCAUCAUGACAUUUGUCAUUGGUGCGUUCCGUUUCAUCGGCUUUAGUUUGAACCAAUACAAGAGUCUUACCAUCACAUUAUAAAUUUUGUUGCAAACUUAGAUACCUAUCGCUACAUUUUUUUUCUCAAACUAUGAACAAACAAUUUAAUUAUAAUAAUUUAUCUUAGUUUUAGAUAUUUUUAAGGUAGGGCAUUGUGGUUUCAAGGUAGGGCAUUGCCCCACAAUGCCCCCCCCUAGCUACGGCCAUGAUAUAUCUUGAAAGUCGCGCUUAAAUAGGCCAUUUACUGCUUCAAUGACCCAUCUACAUAAUGUUACUGCCCUCGAUUUGUUGUUACCACUCUUUGGGCUCUGGUGCCUCCUCCCUUUCGUCGGGAGUCCGCUUCCUGCUCCACAAUUUUGUUCUGUGUCCAGAAGUGUCACUCCGGCGGGAGUCCAUCGACACGACGGAACUGUCUGACUCGAUGUCUACCCGGGAUAAGGCACCCGGGGCUCGCGUUGCUUAAUGCUAAGCAGCUCCAGCUGCUCAAAUUCUGCAGACUUGGUGAUAGCUAUGUGAAUGCUAUCUAUAAUACAUCCCACAACUGCUAGAAAACUAAACUUCUAGUAGAACCUAAAAAUAUCAUGUUAAACAUGUAGAUAGGUGAUUUUCUCUAACUACAACUUACAACAUUGAUUUUACUCGUUUUUUAUAAUAUUUCGUUCUUCACGAGUUUUUGGAAAAUGAAUGUAUUUCCGUGUAAAUAAUAUAUUAAGAGCUUGCGUCGCAGCCCUCACACAGUUAAAUACACUAACUUGAUGUAUUCUAUGGUGCGCACUUGCUCCGAUAAAUCUUGGUACGAACCAGACGCAUAAAAGCUUAGUGCACUAAGUACCAAAAAAAAUAAAAGGAUUAAAUUAACAAUAAAUAUCCUUGGUCAUGGUUAUAGCAUUUCCAAGUUCCGAAGAGCCAUACGCCGACGAUGUAAAAUAGUCUCCGUAACACGGGCAUGCUCCAAAAAGUUUUCAUAUAGGAAUAAAUCUGCUAUUAAUAAAUUAUUUUUAUAAAUUACGAAGGAGCUGAUUGUAAGAUGUUGCCUUCGUGUCUGCUAAUUGACACAUUAGCAAUUCCUAUUUUUCAAACCAUUUUACGACAUUUUGCCAUAUUUAUUUAGCCCUCCAAGCUUGAAUGUUUGGUCUUUCAAUCAAAGCUAAUCUCUUUUGGUAGCAUUUUUUGAAUUGAUACUUCAGACAGUUUUUCAUUAUUUUUCGUAGUGUACUCUCAAAAUGGUUUAAAUUGUUAAUGGGUGCUAUUUCAAAAAUUAUUUAUGCAUUGCUCAACUUUAACGAAGUGUGUAAUUGGCCACGGCCACAGAAUAAGUAAUAGUACAGGUACCACGGCCACACUAAAUUAUUAAUUAAAGCGUCCAUAUAGUCGUCUCUAGUCAAAAAGUCACAUCUAAUUCCAUUAUAAAAACUAAAUAAGAAAAAUGUUUACCUACUUAAAAAGUACGUACUCUUCUAGCACUAAAACUACACUACACUCAAAAAAGUUUGUGUAUGUACUUAUAAAAUACUCAACACCUAAAACCACACACACUAAGUACACUUUUUUUAAACAAAGGCAAAGUUCUUUCACGACCAACACCCUGGAGUCUUUAAGGGUAUCUAAAUAAAAUGUGAAAAUAAAAGAUGAUUUACAUUUUAAUUUUGUUUAUUGAAAUUAAAGAACUGUAUAUUAUAUGAGUAUGUACUUUAAGACUACAAUCUAUUAUUAUAACUAAAAGAAGGAUAGAAAAAAAAAAGGAUUACACGAUGAAUUACCCAAGCUAUUGGAGCCGGGUACCAUUCUGCAAAACAGUCUUAUGUUUAUCUUCGAACGCUACCACAUCUGAGGUUGGUGGCCAAUGGCCAUAGUAAAUAUAGUUCGUCUUGGUAAGACCUUUCAAACGAACGGGUCUUAAAUAAAAUGCAACAGCCCUCUGGUACUGUCAGAGAUUCCGUGAGCUCUUCCAUAGUCCAAUUUGUGGGAAUGUUUCUGAUGAGAGCCAUUCAAUGUAGGUUGGUGUGGAAGCAACGCAUUUGUAUAAAGAUACAAUUUCAUUAUUGAAGAAAUUAUUGGCUGCGUUAGGGGAAACGAAUUCAACCGAAAAUCUGUUUCACCUGAUUUUACUCCGUCCAAAAUUAUACCUCGAAUCUUGUUUGUUACCAGAAAUUUGCCGAAUCUCAUGGGUUGUAUACAUUUUGAGGUAGAAGGCUCAGAUUCCACAUGAGAUACAUGGACUAAGAAGGGGCCUUUGUCUUGGUUGGUCACUGUUGUCUUUGGGGCAAUAACAAGCGAGGGGAUACACCUGCUGAUUGGAUUAUGAUAUUGAACCAUACGUAUUAGUUCUCUUAGCCGGCUCAGAAUCAACUGCCGUAUCAAGACGGCGUUUGAUUGUCAUGUUGUUGUUGUUUCUGAUAAAAAAACAGUAAAUUACAAUUUAUAACAUGUAGGUAGGUACAAUAUUAAAAGUAAAUUAAACAACUUAUACAUCUGGUUACCUUAAGUUGACCUGACACUGGCGUUUUUAAAUUCUUCGGAGUCCAUAUUAUGAUACUCAAGGUAUCAUUGUCCUGUUCACAAAAAAAUACAUAUUAAAGUACUGUCUUACUUUAAUAGAUCAUAGUCAUUAUUUUACCAAGAAUUAUUAAUUAUUUAUGUACUUUAAGUGUUUACUUACAUUAUUUUCUUUCAAUAAGCUUGUGUGAGCAUUUUGUUCAUGCUCGUCAAUAAAAGUUUCAAUGUUUUCCUGUAAGAAACAAUAAGUUACAAUUGAUAACAAUUUUAGCUGCAGAAUCUGACGAUUAUGAGUAAUUGGGUAUUCAGUUAAGUGCACUAUACAUAGACAGAUCAGAUUUGUAUGUUUGACUGUCGGUAUCGAAAUCACUUGAGAUUCCCUUGUGCUGGUCCUAAUAUGACUUCCACUAUUGUUGACGGUGUAUUAACUUGGAGGAAUUAUUUGUAGUGGCAUCGGUGCGCUUAUUUUCCACAACGUCUUGAUAUUUUAACACCAACUCCGAUAAAAUACACUUGUCUUCUCUUGAAAAUCUUUCUUUUUUGAGCCGCCAUUUUAGAAAUAUAAGGCAAAUAGUACUAAGCCUCUCUUAAUUUCAAGUAUAUUCCAAAUCUUUUUAUAUUUAUCUACAUUGGUGGCAGAGUUCUUUUUUCGAGUCUGAUUAUGUCAGUGCCUUUCAGAAUCCUGUUGAUAACGUUGCACCAGUUGUAUGUAGGUACUUAAUUUAAUUGACAAGUGUAUAAAAUAUUCUACCACAAAAGCUUUGUGAUCACUACAAUUCAGGAAAUCAAAUGGAUACUUGGCUAAUAUGUGAUUUUUAAUUUUAGUAGUAAUAUUAUCUUCUUGGCCAUUACAAUGGUCCAAAGU
This is a messenger RNA of Ostrinia nubilalis (European corn borer), 10049 nucleotides long. RefSeq names its product splicing factor C9orf78. Gene Ontology annotation, cellular component: spliceosomal complex. Gene Ontology annotation, biological process: mRNA splicing, via spliceosome. Lineage: Eukaryota; Metazoa; Arthropoda; Insecta; Lepidoptera; Crambidae. The transcript has 2 exons. The coding region runs from base 206 to 1120 and encodes 304 amino acids. The record is from RefSeq and is a predicted model, not a curated record.